AUGAGAGAAACGCGCCCCGCGCGAGACGCAACGCGCGCGCCCGGCGCCGGGAGCCAAUGGGAGCGCGGGGAGGGCGGGCGACCCGGCCCUGAGGGCAACGGCCGCGCGCCGGCUGGUAGGCGAGCGUCGCCGGGCGGGCGCGCGCGUCGUGGGGCGGGCGCGGAGCGUGCGGGGGCCGCGCGCUGCCUCUCAGAGGCCGGACGGCACUGCCGGGAGGCGGCGGCGGCGGCGGCGACGCGGAGCUGGCCGCGGGUGAGGCAUCAUAACCUGGUUGAACUCUGUAUCCAGAAAGCCCAAGAUUAA
Messenger RNA from Rangifer tarandus platyrhynchus (Svalbard reindeer), 303 nucleotides. The record is from the annotation of a GenBank genome assembly. NCBI's taxonomy places the organism in Eukaryota, Metazoa, Chordata, Mammalia, Artiodactyla, Cervidae.